AUGUGGAAAUCAAUUCUUAUAAAACGUCAAUUUAUUCUUGGUACAUUGACCGAUUUGUUUAAAAUGAUACCUUCAAGAUUAUUUGAUGAAACGUCUCGAUUUAAAUUAAUUGAUUUUCUUGUUCAGAAAAAAUUAUUGGUUAAAGGUAACUGGUUUUGUGAUGGAAAAGGUACUUCAAUUGGUGGUUAUAUGAAAGGCAGUCCUGCUAAUCCUGAUGUAGCGAUGAGCCUCGCCAAUUUGGGGUUAGAUAUUGAAGAAUAUAAACUUUCUUUGAAUCCACAUCACAAUGUUAAACGUCGUAUUGAUGGAAAAAUGCUCAACCAAUCGUAUUUAUUUAAUGAUCUAUUAAAAGAACAAAUAAUCAAUGAUGAAUGGUUCAAAGAUAAUCUGGAGAUCGACGAAAGCUUGAUUUAUGCUACAAAUAAAUUAUCACAAACAACGUCUAAUUAUCAAAUCGAUCGAUUUCAGCAACAACAAAAAGAAAAGAUUAAAAGAACAAUGGCAAACAAAAGAAAAAAAGCUGAAGAAUUGCAAAGAGAAACUUUAAAUGUAUGUGGUACAGAUAUUCCUGUUAAACGUAAGCGAAAACCAAAAAUUCGUGAAGACUAA
Molecule: messenger RNA, 609 nt
Organism: Rotaria sp. Silwood1
Lineage: Eukaryota; Metazoa; Rotifera; Eurotatoria; Philodinida; Philodinidae
Source: the annotation of a GenBank genome assembly